AGAGCUCAAUCAUGGCCGUGAUUGAUGUCUCUCGGCAGAGGAGGUCGCUCCUGCGGGACGCGGCUGCUUUGGACCAUCUGCCCACUGAGCUGCUUGAGAUUAUCAAGCAUCAGUCGUCGACGAAGCUCUUUGACGCUGUAGCGGAAGCGGCGCUCACACCAACACUUACAGAGCGCCUCUUCGUGCAUUUCGAGGAUGUCUUUUCCGACAUCUGCGCGCGCUGGAUCCUCAACGCCGGCAAUGGAUCACGACGACUGUUGAUUGCAUCGGCCAUUGCCCGGAUUCUACCGUUUGCGCCCUAUCUGUCGACUUUUCUGAGGUAUCCUGGCAAGGCGGGAGAAGAGGCUGUGCAGGGGCCUUCACUUCACCUGGUGCUGCCGGCGCUCGAUGGUGUUUCCAUGCGCUUGGAUGCAGAUGCGCUAUUGCAGGCUCUACUAACAUACUGGAGGCUUUUCAGCUUCGAUCUGAGGACGUUCAGCUCAUUAAUCUCACCCGAUUACCUGCAGAGCCUGUUUGCGCAUGAGAGCAGGGCAGUGAGAUAUCUGGCGAUUCGCAUCUUCUGCCAGCUGUUUCACGCCUCCGACCACAAACUGGAGUCGCUCACCGAAGCGCACGUCGGCAAUGCGAAUGCCAUCACUGCUGACUUCGACGGCGCAUUGGUGGACUACGGGUUUCUCUCACUCCAUGAGCACGCACGUGCUAAGAAGGUCAUCUCGUUGCGCCAGCAGGUGAAGCGAUAUGUCGAAGAGUCUCAAGGCGAAUGCCCGCCGCUCCUCCAAUCCCUCACCCAGCAUGCCGUCUCCUAUGGUAGAAUCGUCCUCCCGCGACCAUCCGUGCCCACUGGCGGCCCAUCAGAUCUCGUCAUGACAGCGACGACCACCAACAACCUCGAACGCCUUGCUGCCAUGAUCCGCAACCCCGAACCUAUCCUUCUUCAUGGCUUGCCUGGCAGCGGAAAGACGGCGCUUGUCCACGAGAUGGCCAAGCAACUCGGCAUGUACUCCGGCAUGGUGACCCUUCACUUGAACGAGCAAACAGACGCCAAGAUGCUCAUCGGCCUUUACUCGACAGACUCGAAGCCCGGCAGCUUCUCAUGGCGACCAGGUGUGCUAACCACAGCGAUCAAGGAAGGCAGAUGGGUUCUGGUGGAGGAUCUUGACCGCGCCCCCACCGAGGUUCUCAGCACUUUUUUGCCCCUGAUUGAGCGCAACGAACUGUUGAUACCGAGCCGAGGGGAGAGGAUAAAGGCUGCGAACAGCUUCCGCCUCUUUGCGACUGUGAGGACAUCCAUGGGUAUGAACGGACGCGAGAACCUGCCUAGCAUUGUCGGCAUGCGGUUUUGGCAGUCUCUGUAUACGGAGCCCAUGGUUCAGUCCGAGCUAGAGGAAGUCGUUCUUCAGACGCAUCCUAUUCUGAAGAAAUUCCUUCCUGGAAUCAUCGCCGUAUACGGCCGUCUGGCUCAAGUCACCAGUGGUCCUCGCUCUCUGUCUCGCGGCCGAGUCAUGGACCGACAGAUGAACUUGAGGGAUCUGUUGAAGUGGUGCCGGAGACUGCAGGAGUGCCUGCUGGCUGCAGGAUCAACGACCGGAGAGGAACCCAUUACCGAAACUACGCGAGACUGGAUGUUCAUGGAAGCGGUAGACUGCUUCGUGGGCAGUUGUCCAGAUGACGAGCUUGGAAGACAACUCACGUAUGCCAUUGCUGAAGAGAUGCAUUUGUCCAAAGAACGGGCAGACCAUUAUUUGACUGCCAAUAUACCCCCUUUGGAAGAGAAUGAUGCUCACUUUAGCAUUGGACGAGUUCAGCUGAGGAAGAAGAAGACGGUGAACCGGUUGCAAAAGUCGAAGCGACCGUUUGCGAGCACUUCUCAUGCAAAGAAGCUCUUGGAGCAGAUUGCGGUAGCUGUCAAGCUCAAUGAGCCGGUGCUUCUCGUCGGAGAGACUGGUAUAGGAAAGACGACUGUUGUUCAGCAGCUGGCCGAGUCGCUUGGCCACAAGCUUAUUGCGGUCAAUCUUUCACAGCAAAGCGAGGUGGGCGAUCUCCUAGGUGGCUUCAAGCCCGUCAACGUCCGGAGUCUGGCUGUGCCCCUGAAGGAAGAAUUCGAAGAUCUCUUCGCAGCGACCGGAAUAUCAGCCUCCAAGAACCAGAAGUAUCUCGAACAAGUCGGAAAGUGCUUUGCCAAGGGACAGUGGUCAAGACUGUCCAAGCUGUGGAGGGAGGCGCCGAAGAUGUUCCUCAAGAUCGUUUCUGAGCUUGAGAGGGUUCAGCUGGAGAAGGCCGAGGCGAGGAAUGGGGAUGAUGCACAGCCUACCAAGAGGCGGAAGACCCAGUCUAAGCUACAGGCGCUCCUAGAACUGAAGCCUCGAUGGGAUCGGUUUGCCCGGACUCUCGAGCAGUUUGACAUCCAGAUUUCCGGAUCAGGCAGCUUCGCAUUCUCCUUUGUGGAGGGAAACUUGGUAAAGGCCGUCAGAAAUGGCGACUGGGUUCUUCUGGACGAGAUCAACCUGGCUUCACCGGAUACCCUCGAAAGUAUUACAGACCUCUUGACCGGCCCGAACGAGAGACCGUCUCUCCUUCUCUCUGAAACAGGAGAGAUUGAGAAAAUCGUGGCCCACCCGAACUUCCGCAUCUUUGGCGCCAUGAACCCAGCAACCGAUAUUGGUAAAAGAGACUUGCCUAUUGGUAUUCGGUCCAGGUUCACUGAGCUAUAUGUGAAAAGCCCCGACAAGGACUUGAAGGACCUGCUUACCAUCAUCAAGACAUACCUGGGCAAUGGUAGCAACAAGAACGAUCAGGCGGGCGAUGAUAUUGCACGUCUCUACCUCAACACGAAGCGAAUGGCAGAGGAGAAGCGCUUGGUUGACGGAGCGAACGAGGUCCCUCAUUUCAGUCUGCGUACGCUGACCCGGGUGUUGAGCUAUGUCAAUACCAUAGCUCCCUUCUAUGGCUUGCGUCGAGCAAUGUACGAAGGAUUCUCCAUGGGUUUCUUGACACUAUUGGAUCGAAACUCUGAAAAGAUGCUCCUGCCCCUGAUUUACCACCAUCUCUUGGACAAGCAUGGAAAUCCGCAAUCCCUCUUAUCACAGCCUCCAAAGCACCCCGGCGACGGCCGCCAAUAUGUCAAGUUCCAGAACCAGAGCCGGGAUCGACAAUACUGGCUGUUCCAAGGCGAGCAGACACCUAUCGAGCGAGACGACUAUAUCAUAACCCCUUACGUGGAGAGAAACCUCCUCAAUCUUGUCCGAGCAACCUCCACGAGGCGCUUCCCCAUCCUGAUUCAAGGCCCCACGUCGGCCGGUAAAACAAGUAUGAUUGAGUACCUGGCAAACUUUACUGGAAACCGAUUUGUCCGAAUAAACAACCACGAGCACACCGACCUUCAAGAAUAUCUGGGCACAUACAUCUCAGGGCCAGAUGGGAAGUUGCGCUUUCAGGAGGGUCUUCUCGUCCAAGCUAUGCGGCAAGGACACUGGAUUGUUCUCGAUGAGUUGAACUUGGCGCCGACUGAUGUUCUCGAAGCCCUCAAUCGUCUACUGGACGAUAACCGCGAGCUGUUGAUUCCCGAGACGCAGGAGGUUGUCAAGCCUCACGAGAACUUCAUUCUCUUCGCUACUCAGAACCCCCCUGGUCUCUACGGAGGCAGAAAGGUGCUGUCCAGGGCGUUCCGCAAUCGAUUCCUUGAGUUACACUUCGAUGACAUUCCCGAGGAUGAGCUGGAGUACAUCCUUCAGCAGCGCAGCCGCAACACCUCUCCUCCCGACUGCAGGCGUAUUGUCAAUGUCUACAAGGAGCUAUCACGGCUUCGCCAGACGAGCAGACUCUUUGAACAAAAAGACAGCUUCGCCACUCUCCGAGAUCUGUUCCGAUGGGCUCUCAGGAAGGCGGAUACUCGUGAAGAGAUUGCUGCGCAUGGUUUCAUGCUGCUGGCCGAGAGAGUUCGCAACGAUGAAGAACGAACUGCCGUCAAGGAGAUCAUUGAAAAGGUCUUCAAAGUUACGCUCAACCCACAUGAUCUUUACUCGGCGGAAUUGGCGCCCGAACUGAAGCAGAUUGCCCAUCGGGCGAAUGCGCAAGGCGUUGUCUGGACCCACGCGAUAAGGAGGCUGUAUGUGCUCGUCUCGCGAGCUUUGCAGAACAACGAGCCUGUUCUCCUGGUUGGUGAAACUGGAUGCGGCAAGACAACAGUUGUGCAACUGCUCGCCGAGAUUCUAGGCAGACAGCUGCAUAUCGUUAACGCCCACCAGAACACAGAGACCGGAGACAUCAUUGGUUCUCAGCGUCCCAUUCGAAAUCGGGGCGCCAUCCUUGAGGCUCUGGAUGUCGACGUUACUGAGGUAUUGAGACAGUGCAAUGUCGAUGUAUCUGGUUCGCCGGCAGAUAGGCUGGAGAGAUACAAGUCGCUUGACAAAGCAGUUCUGGAUGCCAUACCCGAGCAGAUCAGAGAGAGGAUCUCAGCAAAUGAGACGAGGAGCAUGGCCCUGUUCGAGUGGUCUGACGGUGCCCUGGUAGAGGCUAUGCGAGGUGGUCACUUCUUCCUCCUCGACGAAAUCUCCCUGGCCGAUGACUCAGUUCUGGAACGCCUCAACUCCGUUCUCGAGCCUCAGCGGACGCUACUCUUGGCCGAAAAAGGAGUGGACAAUUCCUUUGUCGUUGGUGCGGACGGUUACCAGUUCUUCGCCACUAUGAAUCCCGGUGGUGACUUUGGUAAGAAGGAGCUUUCUCCAGCUUUGCGAAAUCGAUUCACCGAGAUCUGGGUUCCUCCGUUGUCAGACAGCGAUGACAUCUACGACAUCACUCGAACUAAACUGAUUGAUGCCGCCAAGAGCUAUGCUGAAGCCAUUGUUCAGUUUGCGGCCUGGUUUGGCGCUACAUUCCGCCCAAUGGCCACUGCUCCAUUCUCUGUGCGAGAGGUCCUCGCUUGGGUUCAGUUUAUCAAUGCAUCAGCAGGCGAAGAUAUCGUCGUUUCGAUAGUUCACGGAGCUGCUGCCAUCUUUAUUGAUAGUCUGGGUGCCAAUCCGUCUGCUAUUUUGGCGACAGAUACCAAUGCCAUUCAUCGUCAACGAGUGGACUGCCUCAACAGACUGGGACAACUCCUUGGCCGAGAUGUUUCUGCCGUUUACCAGACUCACCCUGAGCUUGAAGUUACCGAGUCUCACUUGACCAUUGGGGGAUUCAGCGCGUCUCGAACAGCAGCGGCUACGACUCCCUCAAGCUUUGCCUUCCAUGCACCAACCACGCGUCUCAACGCCAUGAGAGUGAUUCGAGCAAUGCAAACUCAGAAGCCCAUCUUGUUAGAAGGCAGUCCUGGUGUCGGCAAGACUUCUCUGGUGGUUGCCCUGGCCCAGGCCUGCGGUCAGCCCCUGACGAGAAUCAACCUGUCAGACCAGACUGAUCUGAUGGAUCUCUUCGGAACGGACGUUCCCGUUGAGGGAGAGGAAGCAGGCAACUUUGCCUGGCGAGACGCCCCCUUCCUCCAAGCUAUGCAGAAGGGCGAAUGGGUUCUUCUUGACGAGAUGAACCUUGCGUCUCAGUCUGUUCUCGAAGGAUUGAAUGCCUGUUUGGACCACCGUGGCGAGGUCUACAUCUCCGAACUCGACCAGGUUUUCAAACGCCAUCCAAACUUCCGCCUCUUUGCAGCCCAGAAUCCCCACCACCAGGGAGGCGGCCGAAAGGGUCUUCCAGCUUCAUUCGUCAACCGAUUCGUCGUCGUGUAUGCCGAUGUCUUCAAGGACGACGAUCUCAAGAUGAUUGCUAGCCACAGCUUCCCCCAGCUGUCUGACGAGGUGGUUGGUCUGCUGAUCCAAUUUGUAUCACAGAUUGAGCACCAUCUUUUGGUUGAAAAGAGCUUUGGUGCGCAAGGUAGCCCGUGGGAAUUCAACCUUCGAGAUGUACUCCGGUGGCUGAACCUGCUGAGCUCGUCCGACCCGCUGCUCAAGACCCGCCAUGUUGAAGACUUUCUUGACAUUGUGAUUAGGCAGCGCUUCCGCACUGAGGCGGACCGUGCUGAAGUGGACAGGAUAUUCCGGCGCGUCAUCACCUGGCAGCCGCGAUCUCGCCACUUUUACCAUGAUCUUGGGUCUCGAUUUGGUCAAGUUGGCCUGGCUCUGCUGGACAGGAACUUGAACUCCCAGCCUGAGAGACUUCCCAGUAUUGACAUCGUGCCAAGGCUACCGGAGCUCGAGUCCAUCAUGCUUUGCGUGAAGCAGAAUAUCCCUUGUAUCCUCAGCAGCCCUUCAGGAUAUGGUAAAUCUGUGCUGCUCCAGUACGUUGCAGCGCUUGCCGGAAAGCCGCUGGUUGUGUUCCCCAUGAAUGCCGAUAUUGAUACCAUGGAUUUGGUCGGAGGCUUUGAGCAAGCUGAUCCUUUGCGGGAGAUCAAUGCUACCAUCCGCAACUUGCGAGAUUUCCUCCAGGACUCCGUCAUGUCAGUGGUUCCCGCGCAAGCUCCGAGCGAAGUGCUCCAGCUGCUUCAUCAGCUUGACAACUACAAUGGCGACAGCGAUAGCAUCAUCACGAUUCGAAGCACGAUAGAGGCCUUGCUUCAGCAGAUCGCUGCGGGUUCGGAAGUGUCUGUCUCGCUUUCUCGAGCUUUGGAGAUUCUUCACAAGCCUCUGGUGCUUUCAAACCCUCGCUUCGAAUGGCUGGACGGAGUCAUUGUCAAGGCCCUGGAGACAGGCCAGUGGCUCGUCUUGGACAACGCCAACAUGUGCAAUGCCUCCGUCUUGGACAGACUGAACUCUCUGCUCGAGCCCAAUGGCUUCCUCAGCAUCAAUGAGCACUGCGGCCCAGGAGGAGAACCCAGAAUCGUCAAGCCCCAUCCUGAGUUCCGGAUUUUCUUGACCAUGGAUCCCCGCCACGGCGAGCUGUCUCGUGCUAUGAGGAACCGUGCCAUUGAGAUCCACAUAUACGUUCCGCCGCCGGCCCUGGACGCGUCUCUUGCCCGGAUGUCGCAUGUUGAGAGCUCUCUCCAACGAUACCUCAAAUCUACAGAGUGCUCAGACGCCUUAUUAGCUGAGGGGGUCGACCCCGAGGCCUGCCAAGUUUCUCUCGAGAAUCUUUCUCUCCAGGAUGUCACUCUUCUACCCAGGUUUGUUAGCUCGGUGACCGCUGAGCGCGCUUCGUACGUACAGCUUGUGCAGGACUUUUUGGCCCUUCUGCAGUCACCCCUUGGAUCGCGCCUACAGACCUCUCUCAGAGAGUUGUACUCGAACUUGGCUGGUGUUGCUUCAGAUGCACUUGCAUAUCUCAACCAUCCUCUUAACAAUAUCACUAUCAGCAACAUGCUUCCCUCGGUUGAUCUAGCCAGGUGGAAUGCUGCUCGAUUUGAUACCUAUCGACACUUGUACCAGAUCCAGAGCAUCAUCGACGCACAGCAAACGCAAGCUCGCUCGGCGAAGUUGGUCUCUUUGAACAGACUGCAAAGAUCCCUCAUCAGUAACCGUGUUGCCGCUGUGUCGAAGGACUCUACUGUGAAACUGAGCGUAUUCUUGUCCUCGGUCCUGAAUGCCUUGAUUGAGUUCUUUGGUCUCGAAAUGAUGUCUCAUGAUACUUGGGAGGGUGCUCAGUUCAUCAGAGCUGUCCGGUGCUAUAUCGAUCGCACGAUUGCUCUUGCUACCAAGAGUGAUUUCGAUGAGGCCACAUUCCAGGCUCACUUGGCUCAGGGUGCCGCACUGUUAUGCAAACAAAUCCAAGCUACUCAAUCCGACAAUAACCGCCAGCUUUCGUCCUACAUACUGGGAAGAUUGGAGGCCGAUUUUGACAGCGGGUUCAAAUUGAGCACCGGGUUGAGUAUGGAGUCGCUCUGGAACUUGAUGAGGCCAAUUCCUAUUCCAGAUGGCUCAGUCCUUGACCGGUCUGUUGAGCUUGACCGACUGGGCACCAGGUUUGACAGCCUACGAUGGAAAGCCGGUGCUUCUAUUGGCGAUCUGUCAAAGGCUCAGCAAACUCUUGAACAAGCUUAUAGAAUCGUCAGAGAUGGCGUUCUGACAGCCGAUGGACUGGUGAAAGACCUUACCACUGGAAUAGAGUCGCUGGAGAGCCGCAUUGCAGACGAAGAAGCGGAACAGUUGCCCUUCUUGGCACAUGAAUUCGAGACCUUGAGGCAACUCGACAUAAUUCGAUCUGUGUCGCCCAACAUGAUGCUGGACAGCGGAUUCCGAGAUCUCUCCAUCCUGUCAAAUGUCCCCACCAAGGCACGGCUAUCACUCGUGAGCGCCACGAAAGAGGCUGCACUCUUGCAAGCGAUGGAUACUUUGGUGCACCAGGGUCAAUUCCCGUGGGAUGGUACUCUUACGCCUACCUUGUGGUCAAAGCUGCAGGCACUCGGUGGAGUGAGCCUUGGAUCUUUGGCAUUGCUUGACGUGGAAUUGCCGGCUAUGGGACGACAUAUUGCUUCCCUGUCUGCUGAAGUGGCAGCCGAUCCGCUGCCAAAGUUGAACAGUAUUCUUCAGCAGCUGAUCUACGAAGUUUUUGGCGCUCACGCCGCAAGCCUUAAGCAAGCUGUUAUCCAGGCUUAUCUCACGGCAGAGGAACAACUCCAGGCUAAUGGCGAGUCUUCUGGCGUCUUCGAUGCCUUCUUACGAACCAUUGAGCCUCCCCAUCUUCAGCAGGUAGCUGAACAGCAUCUGAUUCCAGCGCUGAUUUCUUUGCUCGCAAUGAAGAAUGAUGCUCGGCAUGCAUACUUGUCUGCACUGGCGUGGACUCAGUUCAGCGUUGGAGUACUCAAGCUCUACGUCCCUGACCGUGUCUUUGAUCCUCAGCUACGCCCAAAGAUUGAGCGAGAGUUCUUUGAGGAGCUUCAGAAUAGCAUAUCUGACAAGAUAUCCUCGCUUAUCGCCUUUGAAAGCAAGUUUACUGGGCAAAAGACGAAUGAACGUGUCGAGUCGCUCAACCGAGAGCUUUCCAGCAUGGGCCCAUUGCCCGAGGAGGUCCAGCCAGUGUUCCGACCAGAGCGAUCAGAACUUGUCCGCUUACACGCUGAGUUUUCUAACGUCCUGAAGGCUAUCACGAGUCCUGCUCUUCGAGCAGCACUUGAGUCAUCCAACAAUGACAUCUCCGCUGUUGAUAAAGAAGGACUUGCAUUGGUCAAAGAAAAUGUCAAGCGCCUACAGGAUCGACUUACGGCUCGAUUUGAAGCGUAUCAGGAUAUGACCAGGCCUGCUGCGAACCUUUUACAGUGUCUGCGUGUUGGCCUGUCGCUCUUCGAUGCAGCUGCGGCUUCGUCCUUGACAUUGCCUACGAAGCAGCUUCUGGACCUAACCCCGUUCUUUGGAGGGUCAACCUGCGAUGUCUCCGUUCAGUCGUCUUUCGAAAAGAGCUUCGAGCUUCUCAGCCUCGUCCGAGUUGCCGUAAACGUCGAAGGAAGCGACUGUUUCCAGCCAGGUGUACGCGAGGCAAUUUUCGAUUGCUUCCACCGCUUCUACGAUGACUGGAGCAAGAAGCUCGAGGCUGACCGAAAGGCGGAAGAGACAAAGGGCAGCCUUUACCAGUUCCGUGGUUCGUUGGAAGACGAGGAGGAAAUUGACGAACAGGAGUUUAACGAGCUGUUCCCGACAUAUGACGCCGAUAAAGAGGUCGCUGUUAGUUCAAGCAACAAGAGGGACGCUGUUCGCAACAUGUCUCUCAAGGUUGCUGAAGCUCACAGGAAAAUCUUCUUGGACAGAGAAGAUGCUCAAAUCUCGAUUCGCAAUUUAAGCAAAGAAGUGGGCAAUCGGGUUGCGAAUGAAACCAAGGUUCAGCCAUACCUCGAUCGUCAAUUGAACGGCAGGAUGUUGGCAAGCACAACGCUUCUGCUCGACGAAAAGCUCAAGCGGCUGCAGACGACUGAAAAAGACAAGUCGUACAGCUUCUAUACCAGCCCCAACUUGCCCGAAGCCCGACAGCUUGUGAUCCUCGUUGGCAAGAUCAAGGCGAGGUUCCGCGAACUGCAGCUUGUUGAUGAGAUUGGCCACAUGCAGCCGCUGGCGGAUGUCAUUCAAAGCUGCAACAAUGUUCUCGAUCUCGUCCACGAAGAUCCUUUGGCCAAGAUCCUGCCCAAGGUGGAGCAUCUGCACGCUCACGUCUACGAGUGGCAGUUUGGUGGGUGGGCGAGCAAGGUGUAUGCUGUCCUCUCGCUGUAUAACGCGCUGACGGAUACAAUUGUUCGUUGGCGACGAUUGGAACUGUCGACAUGGGCCAACUUGUUCGAGACGGAGCAGGGAAAAUGCCAGGAAGAUGCUUACUCGUGGUGGUUCAUUGCCUAUCAAGUGGUCGUCGCCGUUCCUCUCUCCAUGGUCGACUCUCCUGCUGAACUGAAGGAGUACGCCGUGUCACUUAUCCAGAGCUUGGAAACGUACUUUAUGACGUCCAUUGUGGGCCAAUUUGCAACACGUCUGUCGCUUCUGAGACAGCUCCAGAGCCAUCUUCAGCUCCUCAUCCAGGACUAUCCUACUCUGACGGUCAUCUACCAUGCGCUUACAAAUUUCAUCUUCUACUACGCCCGCUACGAGAAGGCCGCUGAUGAUGCUAUUCAGAAAGGCCGAGCCUCGCUCGACAAGAAGAUGAAGGAUGUUUUACUCAUGGCCAGUUGGAAGGACACAAACAUCAAUGCUCUUCGAGACAGCGCCAAGAGAUCCCAUCAGAAGCUUUUCCGUAUUGUCAGAAAGUUCCGUGGGUUCCUGGGUGUGGAAAUGAAGUCUGUUAUCGAGCAAGGUCUUCCCGACGAGGCAAUCUCUCCACUCGCGGCUGUGGCUAGCCAGGUCGAAGUCAACGUACCCGAAGCCGCUGUCGAGUCUUUGAACAGGGCACUCCCUGGCUGGCUUGAGAAGCGCAAACGUCUCGGCAAUGUCGCCAUGACCGUGUCUGUGAUGCAGAGAAUCGCUGCCAGCCCCGAAGUCAACAGCUCUGUUCCCCAGUCCCUGGAUGCCUACCUUUCCAGCCUGGAAGAGUCAAUGGCAGAGCUGAAGAAAGAGACGCCCUCAACCUUGACCGACGAGAACAAGGAGCAAGUCAAGCACAUGAAGACGAGAAAACGCAAGCUGUUUGCGGACACGCUGCGGGACCUUCGCGGCAUGGGUCUGCGAUACAACCUUGGCCAGGACAAGCUGGCUGAGCAGGAAUCGCUUUCUGUUGUGCUUGCUUCAACCGCGCCAUUGGAGUUUUCUGGUUCCAGCAUUUUGAGCGAAGCGGAGUAUUACUUCCACAAGACUCUUGAUCUCGCGCCAAAGGCAAGGAACGCUGCUCGGGAACACUCUGAGGACCUGACUGGCUCUGAGGUAGCGCGAAGCAUUGGUUUCGUGGAAGGGUUUAUCCACUUUGCCCUGUCUCAACGCGAGAGCCUUGCGAGCGUCAUGUCUGCUUUUGGAUCCCUGCAAAAGACUAUUAACCAAUUCCAAGAUCUUGGCAGAUUCGACAGAUUGGGUGGCCUCUCCCGAAGCGAAAGAAGCACCGAUUUGCCGCGCUUGCUCCCGUGGACCGUUCAGGGACUGAAAUUUUCAAUUCUCUUGCUCGGCGUUCAUGCAAAACUCGGCAACCUCGAUCACACCGCCGUCAUUCAAAAGCUACAGUCGUGGACCGAUACCUUUGAGAAACAUGCGGCGAAGCUCGGCGAGUCAGGCAGGCUUCCUACGCUGCUUACAUCCGAUGUACACAUUAGGCUCGAGGAAGAUGUCACGAAAGACUUGGGCGGCCUACAAUUGACUGUCGACGAGGCUAUUCAGAGCGAUCCUGGCGUUGGCUUCAUUCUUCAGCAACUUCGGGUUUGGAACCAUGUCACGCACGAGCCACUGGAAGCUCGGGGCAAUACGAUGGACCUCUUGGGCUUUGCCGAAUCUGUUUCAACGCUCUGUGACACCGUCCUGGUGGCCGUAGAGAAUGCAAAGAAGGCUGGAGCAGAAAUACCGAGAAAGGAGGACGAGGCGGGCUGGUUGAAGAAGCAUAAUGACGCCGUUGUCGCCAUGAUUAACCAGCUCUACAUGAACAAUGUCGAGAAGACGGUUGAGCAAUGCAUUCGCGCCCUGCAGAAGAUUGAUCUGGGACAGCCGCUUGCAAGCAUGGCCGCGAUGAGUGCCAUUACCGUUGCAUCGCCGAUCUUGAGUCAAUUUGCGGCAUUAUGUCAACAGUCCAUUGCGGUCAGUCUCGAUAUCCAUCGUGCGACUGUGAAGAUGGCCUAUGGCAUGACAAAGGCCUUUACGCACAUCGCCUCACAAGGGUUCUGCAUGCCACAGGAGAAGUCGGACGAAAAGUCAGGUUCCGAGGGCAAACUGGAGUCUGGCACCGGUCUCGGUGAUGGCGAAGGCGCUGAAGAUAUCAGCAAGGAUAUCCAGGCCGACGAGGACCUCUCUGAGCUCGCACAGGAAGCGAACAAGGAGAAGACGGGCGAGAUGGAGGAUGAAAAGGACGCAGUCGACAUGGCGGACGAGGAACUGGAGGGAGACAUGAACAGCGUGGAUGGCGCCGAAGAGGACGAUGACGACAAGUCCAAGAAUGGAGACGAAGACGAGGAGGAGGAUGCCAUGUCUGAAGAGGCUGGCGACGUGGAUGACCUUGAUCCCACUGCCGUUGAUGAAAAGAUGUGGGAUGGGGAUGACGAAAAGGCAGAAAAGGACCAAGAGGGCGAUAAAGCCAAGGGGCAGAAGCAGGAGGAUGAGCAGAUGGCGACUGAGGGAGAGGCGAAGCCAGACGACGGGGAACAGGAACAGGAUCAGGAUCAGAAGCCCGAGGGUGACGAAGCUGAAGAGCCCGAGGCCGAGGAAGCAGGAGCCGAGGAAGAAGACGUGCAGGCCAAGGAGGAACUCAACCGCCAAGACCAGACAGUGGAAGAAAACGACGCGCUGGAGCUUCCCGAGGACCUCGAUAUGAACCUCGACGAAAACGACGAGGCGGGAUCGGAUGACGACGACCUGGAUCUCAUGUCGGACAUUGAGGAGGACAAGGAGCAAGAAGAGCAGUCCAAGGAUGUGGAGGCGGUGGAUGACGAGGAGAUGGAUGAGGGUGCCAAGCAAGAGGUGGAGCCAGAGACUGCGGUUGAAGAUGAGGUCAGCGAUGCAGAAGAGGUUGAAGAGAAUGUCGGCGUCGACGAGAUCCAAGAAGAUGUGGACCCCGAGAAGGAGGGAGAAGAGAAGGCGGAGGAAGAGCAGGCGGAAGAGAAUCGUCCAGAGCAGCCGCCCACCAAGGAGGAGGAAACCAAGGCGGAUACUGACAAUGCGGCGCCCAGCGACGUCAAGAGCUCCGGAAUCGACCAAAACGCAGAGUCCAUGGACAUGGACGAUCAGUUCCAAGCCAAGGCAGCUCAGCAAGAUGCUGGCGACAUGGGAGACGGCGCCGCUGAUCAGGAUACGAGCGCCGGCAACAAGGGGGCGACAUCUCGAUCAAAGGAGACGACUGAUCAGCCCGAAGACGGCGACGCGCAGGAAGAAGCUCGCAGCGACCCCUUCAAGAAACUGGGUGAUGCGCUGGAGAGGUGGCACCGGCAACAGCUCGACAUUAAGGAUGCAAAUCCGGAAGAAGAGGAGAAGCAGCACGGGCCCGAGGCCGAGGAGCAAGGCCGACGCGAAUUCCAGCACCUCCAGGAUGACGAUGCGGCGGAGGAUACUCAGGCUCUCGGCAAAGCAGACAAUGAAGAGGCGCAGCCCCUGGAUGAGUCUAUGGCGAUUGACGAGGAGAAGCAGGACCCGACCAGCCAUGUGAUGGAGGAGGAUGAGGACGAAAAUGGGCAGGACGAGGAGCCUGACAAGAUGGACCUCAGCGAGCCUGCCGAAGAAAACGAGGAUGCGGGUAUCAAGGACGCCGAUGACACUCGCACGGGUGUGAAGACGAGACAAGGUGCCUACAACAGGGAGCCGACACCCGAGAACGACGAACAAGAGGACGAGCAAGUGAAGAAGGAAGGCGAGGGAGAAGAAGAAGACGUGCAAGACGCUUCCGCCCAGCUAUCGACGACUCACCUCUGGGAAGACCAACGACCGCUGCGCGACUUUUCGCAGUGCCUGGAGCAGUGGACAGAGCUUCAAACCAAGUCCCACAGCCUGUCGCUGUCGCUGACGUCGCAGCUCCGGCUGAUUCUCACGCCGUCGCAGUCGACGAAGCUGUCGGGCUCGUUCCGGACGGGAAAGCGGCUCAACAUCAAGCGCAUCAUCCCGUACAUUGCGUCGAGCUACAAGCGGGACAAGAUCUGGAUGCGGCGCAGCAUCCCGACGAAGCGGACGUACCAGAUCCUGCUGUGCGUGGACGACAGCAAGAGCAUGGGCGAGUCGUCGUCGGGAGCGCUGGCGAUGGAGUCGCUGGUCAUGGUGUCGCGGUCGCUGACGAUGCUCGAGGCCGGGCAGGUGGGCGUGCUGGGCUUCGGCGCGGACGUCUUCACGGCGCACCAGCUGACGGACCCGUUCGCGUCCGACGCCGGCGCCAAGGUGCUGCAGCGGUUCAGCUUUGGUCAGGACCGGACGGACAUUGCGCUGCUGAUCCGGCAGACGAUCGACACGUUCCGGGCGGCGCGGCAGCGGUCGUCGGGGGGCGCGGACCUGUGGCAGCUGGCGCUGAUCCUGUCGGACGGGCUGACGCCGUCGUCGGCGCACGACGCGAUCCGGCGGCUGCUGCGGGAGGCGAUGGAGGAGCGCAUCAUGAUUGUCUUCAUCAUCAUGGACGACACGGGCAAGAAGAAGGGGGACAGCGUGCUGGAGCUCAAGGAGGCCAAGUUUGUGAGCGAGGGGGGCGAGAGCCGGGUGGUGAUUGAGCGGUACCUGGACACGUUCCCGUUCCAGUACUACCUGAUUGUGCACAACUUGGAGGAGCUGCCGAGCGCGUUGGCGGGAUUGCUGAGGACGUGGUUUGCGGAGGUUGCUUCUUAGGCAU
Molecule: messenger RNA, 14823 nt
Organism: Trichoderma citrinoviride
Lineage: Eukaryota; Fungi; Ascomycota; Sordariomycetes; Hypocreales; Hypocreaceae
Product: midasin
Exons: 4
Coding region: 12-14819 (4935 amino acids)
Biological process (GO): rRNA processing; ribosomal large subunit assembly
Cellular component (GO): preribosome, large subunit precursor; nucleus
Molecular function (GO): ATP binding; ATP hydrolysis activity
Source: RefSeq, a predicted model, not a curated record